UGAUGUGUGUUUGCCGCUUAAAUGUUUAUGCUGCUACUGCAAUAGAGACUAGAAAGCGUUUUUAAGGAUAUAUGAAGACUGUCUAAAAGAGUGCUUUUAGAUUUACGAGUUUGGCCAGUUGCUGUGUCUGGAUAGGCCUCAGAUAUGAAGUGUCCAAUUUACAGUGAAGAUUGUACAGUUUUAUGCCACAUGGAGAAUCCUGAAACAGACCUCAGUGAGGUGAAAGGUCACCCCAUUUCACAGCGGAAAACAGCCAGCCCGUGCUCCCCCGCAAAGGCCAACAUCUCCACCCCGCUGGAGACCAAAAACAAAGGCCCUCACAACAAAGAAAACUACAAGGGAAAGCGCCUUUCCCUGGAGGUGGCAUCAGACGAUGAGGUGAUUCUAAGUGGUGCCAGCCUAACUGAGGACAGUGGGUAUCUUUCCCUCCAAAACAGCCAGCUGGAUCACAGGGAUGUGGAUGGCGUAGACUUGUGCGAGAGGAGUGAAGAAGAAAGUGUGUCAAGUCAAUCCUCGGACGUGGAGUGUCAUUCCACUUCCUGUCUCCCCGUGCUGAAGUUCCAAGAGGAGGUGUGCCGAGAACUGGCGAAAAGCUUUAAAAAAAGUAAAAGUUAUGACUGGUCGGUCGUUGACAAGGUGGCUGAGAAUUACGGGCUCCAUAAAGUGAUUGGUGGGAAGAUGGGACUGGAGUUUGUGGACAUCCUUGGUGGCCUGUUGAGGAAAGACAUGCGGCACAUUCUUGCCAGGAUAUUGUGCCUGUUGGAGGAUUGUGACUUAGUAAGCUGUAAGAAAGUGAGUCGGACGUGGCGAAGGGUCAUUUGCCAAGACCAGGUGGCCCUCCGGAGGUGGCAAGAAGCAGAGAGAACCUUUAGGGACUCUGGGCGGCCCGUAGGAUCAUGGACGCGAGAUUUCACCUCAAGUAGGGCGGUGUUCUCCUGCGUGCAGGCUGUAGCUUCUACACCCAUUCACAAAGCUGUUAAGAAGCUGCAGUGCCAGACGGGUGGGGUGCAAAACACGCCUCGGUCAAGUCGCUUCCAACAGUUUCAUGAGGCUGCCAAAUCGCUUAAACAGCAUGAAUCACUACGAACAUGCAUUCUCUGCAGUUCUCCUGCGCGGUUUGAUGCAGCCAUGCAGCGGGCAGUGUGUACACGCCUCAGCUGCGCAUUUGAGUUUUGCACACAGUGUCAAUCAGCAUUCCACAGCUCCGCCCCCUGUCGCAGGGCCACCCGUAUGUGCUCUGCUCCCCAAAACACACUUAUCCCGGGCUCUGCUCGAAGCAAAAGAAACGUGCGUCGUCUAUGAUGUCAUCCAAUGGGAAACAACGUUACAGGGAACUGCCUCUUGUUUUGAAAAGACUUUUAGAAAAUGAAUCUUUUAUGUUUAAUGUGAUGUGAAUUUGACCACUUUUGUGGUCGUUGCACAAAUUGAGAAAAUACAAUCACCUUUUAUUGCCCAAAAAAAAGAAUUCAAAAGGGGGUUAAGCAGCCUCCUUAAAUUGUAUAUAUUUGAAUGUUUUAUAAGAUUUUAUAGAUGUUUUAUUAAUGA
Messenger RNA from Xyrauchen texanus (razorback sucker), 1545 nucleotides. RefSeq names its product F-box protein 5 (gene fbxo5). Gene Ontology annotation, biological process: regulation of mitotic nuclear division; negative regulation of meiotic nuclear division. Gene Ontology annotation, cellular component: nucleus. The record is from RefSeq and is a predicted model, not a curated record. Gene Ontology annotation, molecular function: zinc ion binding; protein binding. NCBI's taxonomy places the organism in Eukaryota, Metazoa, Chordata, Actinopteri, Cypriniformes, Catostomidae. The transcript has 5 exons. The coding region runs from base 145 to 1302 and encodes 385 amino acids.